Messenger RNA from Melanaphis sacchari, 702 nucleotides. RefSeq names its product zinc finger MYM-type protein 1-like. The transcript has a single exon. The coding region runs from base 1 to 702 and encodes 233 amino acids. NCBI's taxonomy places the organism in Eukaryota, Metazoa, Arthropoda, Insecta, Hemiptera, Aphididae. The record is from RefSeq and is a predicted model, not a curated record. Gene Ontology annotation, molecular function: protein dimerization activity.
AUGAGAGAUGGUUAUGAUGAACUUGUUGUAUCAGCUACUGGAUUAUGCCAUAAAUGGGGUAUAUCUAUAACAAAACCUACAACCCGUAAAAUAUAUUCAAAACAAUACUGUGGAGAAAUUCAAGGAGAUAAACGAUUAGAUGUGCCUGAAGAAAAAUUUCGUAUAGCAAUUUUUUAUCCUCUCAUUGAUACAGCUUUAUUUCAGUUACGUGAUCGAUUUAAAAGACUUCAUUCCGUUUCAAGAAAUUUUGAAUUUUUACUUCCACAAAAUAUAGUUACUAUGAAAGAGUCAGAAAUAGUUAAAUCUUGUUAUGAUUUCAUAUCAUUUUACAAUAACGAUGUGACAUCAGAUUUAAUAAGACAACUAAUUUCAUUAAAAGAAUUUAUUAAAAAUACAAAAAUUCAAACUAUUCAAGAAUUGACAUCUUUUAUAAUUGAAUAUGAUCUUUCAUCUCUUUACAGUGAAAUUCUCACAGCUUGUAUUAUAUAUUUAAGUCUCCCAGUUACUGUAGCUACGGCCGAAAGGUCAUUUUCCAAAUUAAAACUCCUAAAAAAUUAUCUUCGGAAUUCUAUUUCGCAAGAUAGAUUAACUGGCAUAAGUAUACUUAACAUAGAAAAAUCAAGGACAAAAGAACUAGAUAUUGAAAAAUUGAUAAAUGACUUUGCUAAUUUGAAGUCAAGAAAAAAAAACUUUUUAAAGUAA